AAAAAUUAAAAUAAUACUUUAUUAUAACAUUCAUCAAACCAACAACAUUACUUUAUCUCUCUCCAACGUACGUACGAGGAUCAAAUCUCUGUCCCUCUCUGUAUCUAAAGAUCGGUGUUCGCCGCUUAUUCUCCCCUGAAACUGCCUGUCUUCUCUCCUGGGUGCGUGGAGAUUACGGGAACUUAAUGUGCUUAUAUAUCUUGGUGGGGGAAUGGAAUGGGUUUUUUAACUAGUGGAAUAAUCUGGUCAUCCAGGUCGGUGGAGUAACUUGAUUAUUUGGAGGAUGUAUGCAGUAGGGAGGUUAGGAAGCUAUUUUUCACGGGGUGUGUACACGAUUUCUGCACCGUUUCAUCCGUUUGGUGGUGCUGUUGAUAUAGUUGUGGUUGAGCAACAAGAUGGUACCUUAAAAUCAUCGCCUUGGUAUGUUCGUUUUGGAAAGUUUCAAGGGGUUUUAAAGGCAAAGGAGAAGGCUAUCAUCAUUAAUGUUAAUGGUGACGAUGCAUAUUUCCAUAUGUACUUGGAUCAUACAGGGGAAGCCUAUUUUCUCAUGGAGGUGGAUACUGAAGAUGGUGAUUUGAUAUUAUCAUGUACAUCUUCGGGUGACGAGAUGGAGGAGGUGGAAAGGAGACCAAUGAAGUGCAAGAGUUGGAAUGAAGGUAUCGAUUCACCUAAAACUGUUACAGAGCUUCAAGUAAGCAAUGGCACAGUCGUUCCUACGCCUGGCCCACACAAUUCUCGAGUCUUGGGGAUUUUCGGAAAGAACCCCACAAAAGAAAAUAAAUCUGAGGUGGAGAGUGCUGAGAUUGCCGCAGAUCUUCUGGAGGUAAAUUGGUCUACAAAUCUUGCCUCUGUAAGGAAAGACAAAGACAAUAAGUUAAGAUCUGCUCCAGAUAUUCUAAACAGUGUAUCUAGUACGGAUUUUCUGGUUGAAAAGGAUGCUUGUUCGUUGGAGGGUGGUGUAACCAAGGUGGUGAACAAAGAAUUUAGACGCCAGCCGACUGUUUAUUAUGAAACUUUAGACACCUCAAAGAUUGAUUUGAAUUAUCAUGAUGGACAAGACAGUAAUACUACAUGUUUGGAAUCUGGUGGUGGUGGAGUCUUAAUGCAGACAGACACUUCUCCUGAUCCAGAAUCAAGUACUGAGGUUGCUUCUAAAGUUGAAAAUUUACAUUUUACUGGAAUUUUAGGUGAUAACGCCUGUAGGGAUGGGAAGCUUCAUGAAAGUGAAGAAUCUCUACAAAACAAUACAGUCCCCAUAGCAACCUCCUCUGGGCCUGUUAAUGUUGAUCAUGUAAAUGGUACAGCUAAACAAGUUGACUCAUUUAGUACACUCACUAUUUCUAGUUCUAUUGACCCGAUAUCUCCCAUUCGAGGUGAGAAAAGUGAUGAGAAAGAAUAUGAAGUGAAGGAGCUCCAACAAGUAGUUUUACCUUCCUGCAAUUUGAAAGAGGUUGGUAAUGAAUUUGUCAGAGAUGAGGAGGUAAACAAGUCAUCGUCAGUAGGUUUAGACGAAGAACAGUUUCCGUUUAGUGAUCUAGACGACUCUAGAAAUGGACAGAGUAGAUGUAUGGAGGUGAUUCCUACUAUUCACAUGGAUAAAGAACAUGAUUCCUCACGUCAAUCGGAAGUUAUUGGAUCAGAGAAUGGAUCUUCUCAUUCAGAAUUUGAAACUCCAGUCAAGUUCAGGCAAGAAAAGUUGCCAUUUGACAGUAAAGAGUUGAGAGAACAGGUAAGAGUAAUAUCUGCUCGAAUCAGGAUAUCUAGAAGUAACAAAUCUGAAGGACAGGAGCCAGAACAAGUGGUUCAAUCCCUACCUAAUAUGUGGUCUCACUUUCGUGAAUUGGACAAACUUAACAUUCAUCCUCGGUUGGGCCAUUCACUGGAUACAAACCCCAGAUUAUCGAAGUGGGCAUCAGUCGGUAAAAAUUUCAAAAGCAGCAUGAAGUCAGACGAGGGGAGUGCACAUAGUUCAUCAAAUUUAGGUUGUACAACCAAAGAUGUUUCAGAUUUGGAAGAACUAAAAGCUUCAGACACCAGCCUUGCAAUUGGGGAUACUUCAGUAUCAGUAACUGUUGAACCCUCAAGUGGAAGCUGGGGUAUCUGGCCCUUUAAAAGAUCCAAAAGCAUGAAUGCGCCAUCAGCUCUUGAUUGCACGAGAAGCAUUGGUUCUGAAGUAUCUUUAGAGAGCACUUGUGGCAUGGAUAGGGAAGGAGAAGUACAUGGAAAAGAAGAUUUCGACAACAAAGUAGUGGCUCAGGAAGUGCUAGAUAAAGAAGUGCCAGAUGAAGAAGUGCCUGAUAAAAAAGUUUCCAAGUCAAAGGCAAAGAAAAAGAAAAAGAAGAAAGGAAUCAGGGUACUUUCACCCACAUCUGAGCAGCUGGCAUCCUUGAAUCUAAAGGAAGGAAAGAACAUUGUAACAUUUACCUUUUCAACUCCGAUGUUGGGAAAGCAGCAGGUUGAUGCUAGAAUAUACUUGUGGAGGUGGGACACUCGUAUUGUUAUCACAGACGUGGAUGGUACAAUUACCAAAUCAGAUGUUCUAGGCCAGUUCAUGCCUUUGGUUGGGAAAGAUUGGUCACAGACUGGGGUUGCACAUCUUUUUUCAGCUAUUAAGGAAAACGGUUAUCAAUUGUUAUUUUUAAGUGCAAGAGCAAUUUCUCAAGCUGGCAUCACUAGGCAGUUCCUAUUCAAUCUUAAGCAGGAUGGUAAGGUAUUACCAGAUGGGCCUGUUGUUAUUUCUCCUGAUGGACUUUUUCCUUCCUUGUUUAGAGAAGUUAUAAGAAGAGCUCCUCAUGAAUUUAAAAUUGCUUGCUUGGAGGAUAUAAAGGCAUGCUUCCCAUCUGAUAGAAAUCCAUUUUAUGCUGGUUUCGGAAACAGAGAUACUGAUGAAUUUAGCUAUCUUAAAGUUGGAAUCCCAAAAGGAAAAAUCUUUAUUAUUAAUCCUAAGGGUGAGGUUGUUGUGAAUCGCUGUGAUAAGAAAUCAUAUACUUCCCUUCAUGCUAUUGUAAAUGGCAUGUUUCCUCCCACUCCCUCGUCCGAGCAGGAAGAUUUUAAUUCAUGGAACUUUUGGAAAUUGCCACCCCCUCCUGUCGACAUGUGAAGUUUCAGCAUAAUGUUCUUAGACUCUUCAAAUGGAAGGCAGAACGCCUACUGCUAGCCCUCCAACUCUAAGGUCAAAAAACUGUCACAAUUUGGGGGAAAAACUCAUUACACAUAUUUUGGGCUCUCUCUUGACGCGUCAAGAUUUUUCAGAGGAGCUAUUUAGAUGGACAAAUAUCUGGAAAUAUCAGAGAGAAUAACACGCUAUGAUUAGUGAUAGGAUGGAAAAAGAAGUGAAGUAAAGGGACUUCCUUAAGCAAGUAACUUUGUUUGGAUCUGAAUGAGCUAUUUGAUAGUUGCAGGAACGCUUUCCUGUCUGACAACGUAAAAUUAGGAGCUUAAUACUGAUUAGUAAGUGAGGGCCAAGAAUUUCAGUAGGUUGGCAGUUAUAUCUUCUAUUAGUCUGGUCGAUUGGACUAAUGUGUCCAGAGAACUGGUCCUUUCAUGGAAAGAGGACCGUCUUCCAUGUCAGUAAUGUCGGGCCUCAGAUAAGAAAGUGGCAUAUAAAUUUUGUUCAUUGAAUGUUUUAGGGAAAGCAGGAAGCAGGCACUCAGACUGUGUGUAAAGAUUUUUAAACGGUGUAGAUACUAGAUAGAUUAGUUGUAGCAUGUACCUAAAAUUAGCUGAGAUGUAAAUUAUAUUCUUUAUUUCUUUGAUGAACAGUCAGUAUUAAUUUGACAACUGUUGUAAUAGCCAACUUCUAGUAUUUAAGUUGUACUAUAACAUUUAAAUCUGGUUACAUGUAAGAGCAAUUUCAUUCUUUUUGGCAA
This is a messenger RNA of Daucus carota subsp. sativus, 3869 nucleotides long. RefSeq names its product phosphatidate phosphatase PAH2. The record is from RefSeq and is a predicted model, not a curated record. Lineage: Eukaryota; Viridiplantae; Streptophyta; Magnoliopsida; Apiales; Apiaceae. The transcript has 11 exons. Gene Ontology annotation, molecular function: phosphatidate phosphatase activity. Bases 284 to 3100 code for a protein of 938 amino acids.